Tarenaya hassleriana is the source of this 1284-nucleotide messenger RNA. Its product is annotated as peroxidase 6. Lineage: Eukaryota; Viridiplantae; Streptophyta; Magnoliopsida; Brassicales; Cleomaceae. Gene Ontology annotation, biological process: hydrogen peroxide catabolic process; response to oxidative stress. Gene Ontology annotation, molecular function: peroxidase activity; heme binding. The coding region runs from base 30 to 1082 and encodes 350 amino acids. The transcript has a single exon. The record is from RefSeq and is a predicted model, not a curated record.
UAAAACCAAAUAGCCCAAACAAAACAACGAUGACCAUAAAAAAAAAGAGGAAACUCAUUGAGAAAGAUAACGAAAAAGAGAAUUCAAUGAGACCUCGGGGGCUAUGCAUGGUCUUUCUUCUUCCUCUUCUAUUGUGUACGCCAUCUCUUUCUCACGCCAAACUUACGUCCGAUUAUUACAGCAAGUCAUGUCCGGACAUGGAAGAGACACUCGUCCGAAUCGCCACCGACAAACAGAUAGCUUCUCCGACGACGGCCGCCGGAAUCCUGAGGCUGUUCUUCCACGACUGCAUGGUUGACGGCUGCGACGCCUCGAUCCUCGUCGCGUCCUCUCCCCUCAAGAAAUCCGAACGCGACGCCGACAUCAACCUCUCCCUUCCCGGCGACGCCUUCGACCUCAUCACCCGCAUCAAGACCGCCGUCGAGCUCAAAUGCCCCGGCGUUGUCUCCUGCGCCGACAUCCUGGCCGCCGCCACUCGCACCCUCGUCACCAUGGUCGGAGGCCCUCGUUACGACAUCAGGUUCGGCCGUCUGGACAGUCUCGUCUCCGACAAGGACCGCGUGGAGGGCAAUCUGGCUCGACCCAACAUGACGAUGGAUCAGAUCAUAUCCAUCUUCGGAUCAAACGGGUUCUCCGUACAGGAGAUGGUUGCUCUUGUCGGAGCACACACCAUCGGAUUCUCCCACUGCAAGGAAUUCGCUGGUCGGAUAUUCAACCACAGCACGGAGUCCAAGUCCGACCCGGCGAUCAAUCCGAGAUACGCAACUCAGUUGCGGCAGCUCUGCGAGAACUACACGGUGGACGAGGAGAUGUCGGCGUUCAACGACGUGUUUACGCCCGGGAAGUUCGACAACAUGUAUUACAAGAAUCUGAGAAACGGGUUCGGGUUAUUGCAAUCGGACCAGGCACUCGCGGUGGACGAGAGGACACGGCCCGUCGUGGAUCUGUACGCGGCCAACGAGACGGCUUUCUUCGAGGCUUUCGCAAAGGCCGUCGAGAAGGUGAGCGAGCGGAACGUGAAGGAGGGGAAGCAGGGUGAGGUUCGGAGGCGGUGCGAUCAGUACAACGACUACAGGGCGUAAAUAUAUAUGGAAUUGAGUGUCGAGAUUUAGACAAGAGAAUGCGCGCUAAUGAUCUAUUCCUCCUUUUUGUUUUGUUGUUGUUAGAGAUAACAGCCAACCACAUAAAACAAGAUCAUUACAGUGAUUAGGAAUUCGUUAAAUCAAGAAAAACAUAAAAACUGUAACAUGAUUCCACAUUCUAAUGCAAUGUAAUUUGUCUGUA